This is a messenger RNA of Blepharisma stoltei, 670 nucleotides long. Lineage: Eukaryota; Ciliophora; Heterotrichea; Heterotrichida; Blepharismidae. The record is from the annotation of a GenBank genome assembly.
AUGAAUGACUUUGAAGAAGCCCUAUUUUCAUGCAACAAGACUCCUGGAUUAUUCUGCGCUCUUGUACUGUUUUCAUGUGUGGGAAGUCCUUGCUGUGUCCAAGGUCGACUAGUGUCAAGAGUUUGUAAAUCAAAUUUCGCUCUGCAUUGCUUUCUCCCAUGUGGAUUAGGGUGUAUUGGUGCAAAUUAAAUUUGAUGAGCGAAAGUUCUUAGAAUUCAAUAUAAAUAUUAUGACAUUUAUAAAAAAAAAAAUCUAUUGGUGCCGCUUAUAAUAGAGGGAGGCUAACUUUACUUUAUGAGUUAGCAAGCUUUUACAUUUUUAUUAUUUGAAAAUCUCUAAUAUAAUUAAAAUAUUUAUGUUUUAAAAAUAUUGCUAUAUGAAAAUAAAUAGACUGCUCUAAAAUAAUCUAUAUUGAAAAAUUAUAGACAAAAUUUUUAUGUAAAAAUUAUUUUUGCUUUCUUAAGGAGAAGUAAGAGAAAAAUAUUCUAUGAGGACCGCAUAUCUAUCCGACUGCUUUGUUCAUCUUUGUUGUACAAUCUGUGCCGUAAAUCAAGAAUUCCUUGAAGUACACAGGAGGCAAGGAUCAUCAAUAUUAGAUGGAAGGCCAUCGUUCAGGCCAAAGAAGUAUUCAUUCACACCAGAAGCGCCGAUAUUUCAGGGUGUAUAUUAA